This is a messenger RNA of Alternaria postmessia, 1167 nucleotides long. RefSeq lists its product as uncharacterized. The record is from RefSeq and is a predicted model, not a curated record. NCBI's taxonomy places the organism in Eukaryota, Fungi, Ascomycota, Dothideomycetes, Pleosporales, Pleosporaceae. Gene Ontology annotation, biological process: carbohydrate catabolic process. Gene Ontology annotation, molecular function: cutinase activity. Gene Ontology annotation, cellular component: extracellular region. The transcript has 2 exons. The coding region runs from base 1 to 1167 and encodes 388 amino acids.
AUGAACAUUGCAACCGCAUUCCCGCAUCCCCAGCUUCCCUCGCUACCAUCCUUCUCGCUACCAACCGGAGGACUAGGCUCUGGUCUAGGCUCAGGUCUUGGUGGAGGAUUGAGUCUACCAACCAACCUUCCAUCCCUCGGAGGUGGAGGUGGUCUCCCAUCCCUCGGAGGUGGAGGUGGCCUCCCAUCACUCGGAGGUGGCCUCCCAUCACUCGGAGGUGGCCUCCCAUCACUUGGAGGUGGAGGUGGAGGCUUCUCCCUCCCCACCAACCUCCCUUCUCUCGGAGGUGGCCUCCCAUCACUUGGAGGUGGAGGAGGAGGCUUCUCCCUCCCAACCAACCUACCCAGCCUGGGUGGAGGCAGCACCGGUACAGGCGGCUCAGGCCUGAGCAGCUGGCUCAGCGGCCUAGGCGGAGGCCUCGGCGGCGGCCUUGGAGGACUCGGUGGUGGCGCCGCGGGUGGUGGUGCUACGACGACAGCCGACGCCGUUGUGCCCUCACCCUCAAAGACUGGUGCUGCUGCAGCACCCUCAGCGACUAGCGGAGGCAACACUGGCGGUGCCGGCACGAUCGGCGCAAACUGCCAAGCUCAGUCUGGAUCUUCCAACGCUUUCGGAGGAAGCGAGAACGGCAUCGUAGAUAAGAACUGCUGCACCGACAUGACCAUCGUCUUCGCUCGUGGUACGGGAGAGAUGGGCAACGUCGGAAGCGUCUCUGGACCGCCCAUGUUCAAGGCUAUCCGCGAGAAGCUGGGCAACGACCGUGUUACCGUCCAGGGUGUUGACUACGCUGCUUCCGCUGCUGGUAAUGCCAACCUCGGUGGUGACGGUGGCCAGAAGAUGGCCGACCUGGUCAAGCAAGCCAAGUCUCAAUGCCCUGACACCAAGGUCAUUGUGUCGGGUUACUCUCAAGGUGCCAUGGUCGUGCACAAUGCUUUCAGCAAGGGUCUUUCUGCCACGGAUGUUAGCGGUGCUGUCAUGUUCGGAGACCCAUUGAAGCGCCAGGCCAUCAGCGGUCUUUCAGCUGACCAGAUCAAGCAAUUCUGCGGUACUGCUGAUCAGAUCUGCGGUGGCGGUGGCGAUGGUGGUGCGACUGGAAGCCAUCUUAGCUACGGCAGCAGCGCGGAUGCGGCGGCUUCUUUCGCUAUCCAGGCCGCUGGCCUUGCUUAG